This is a messenger RNA of Xylaria bambusicola, 1251 nucleotides long. RefSeq lists its product as uncharacterized. The record is from RefSeq and is a predicted model, not a curated record. Gene Ontology annotation, molecular function: protein binding. The transcript has 3 exons. Bases 1 to 1251 code for a protein of 416 amino acids. Lineage: Eukaryota; Fungi; Ascomycota; Sordariomycetes; Xylariales; Xylariaceae.
AUGCACAGAUUAUCGGUAUUAGUCUUCCUAAGGACAGCCGUCGGGUUUCUUCUACCACCCAUAUGCACUACGCCGAGCGUUUUUGACCCUUUGCUGUGCUGUCCUUUAGAAACCGAGGAUUACGACUUAUUUGAAAAUAACGCAAGCAAAGGCUCAUACCUACGGGGAGGAUCCUGGAGCGUUGGUAACACUUGCUACGAUGCCGGUUCUGACGAAUAUUGCAUUUAUACAGAUCUCCGAUUCAACAAUGGAGAAGGAAUAUCGUUGAUCACAACAGCAGAGAGCACGGAGAAAAUCACUGCGAGGAUAGCUUUCAAACAAAAGGUUUCAAUCCCAAGAACAGAUGGACCAUAUCGUGAGGUGGAGAUACCGGGCAAGGGCCGCGGGUUGGUGGCCACGAAAGUUCUCCAGGCAGGUCAAAACCUCAUCUCGCGGACACCAGCUCUAGUUGUCAAUGUCAAGGCCGUCGAGAAACUUCAAAGACACAAGCUAGACGACCUCCUUGCUCGUGCUGUUGAUAGUCUGCCAACGGCGCACCGAGAAGAAGUACUUGGGUUGUCCACACACGAUAUCGCGAGCACCCAUGUAGAAAAGGUUGGCAAGAUAUUCAGAACAAACUCGUUUUCGACCGGAAUUCAUGAUGGCAAGUCGAAUUUUCGGUCACUUUUUACUACAGUAUCACGGAUCAAUCACAGCUGUCGACCGAAUUGCGUGUAUCACUUCGACAGCAAUACGUUUUCUCAACAUGUCGUCGCUGUUCGUGAUAUACAACCGGGAGAAGAGCUCUCAAUCGCAUAUAUUGACCCAGUUCUGGUGAAGUCGGAAAGACAGAAGCGGUUGAAAAGCUGGGGCUUUGAAUGCUCAUGUGAGCGCUGCAGCGCUAACACAACUCAAGUCGCCGAGUCAGACGGGAACAUCACGGAGAUUCAUCGCUUAUGGAAACAGCUAGACAAUUACUCAGCGUCGUCCGGUGCAACGCCGGCGAUGGCGGAACGCCUUAUCUCUCUGUAUAAUCAAGAGGGUCUUGAGAGUCGCAUACAGGAGGCACAUUAUCGUGCGGCGGUAGAGUGGAUAGGUCUCGGCGAGGCUGAAAAGGCCUCGCAACAAGCCGCUUUAUGCAUCAAAUACGGCACGUUAUUCUUAGGCCCUGGGCGCCCCUUCAUCGAGAAGAUGAGACAGCUGCUGGAUAGUCCGACUGAUCAUCCGCAGUGGAUGUUCAGAUCGAACCAGCAUGCCGAUAAGAAUACAUAG